Molecule: messenger RNA, 1314 nt
Organism: Scomber japonicus (chub mackerel)
Lineage: Eukaryota; Metazoa; Chordata; Actinopteri; Scombriformes; Scombridae
Gene: kcnf1b
Product: potassium voltage-gated channel, subfamily F, member 1b
Exons: 1
Coding region: 1-1314 (437 amino acids)
Biological process (GO): protein homooligomerization; potassium ion transmembrane transport
Cellular component (GO): voltage-gated potassium channel complex; membrane
Molecular function (GO): voltage-gated potassium channel activity; protein binding
Source: RefSeq, a predicted model, not a curated record
AUGUGGACGAUUCCGAAACCAAAAUACAGAACCGAUGAUGAGGCUGAGAUUACAGUGAACAUUGGCGGAGUCCGGGUGGUACUUUUCGGGGAUGUUUUGAAUCGCUACCCGGAGAGCAGACUGGCGGAGUUGGUGAACUGCUCAACUCAAAAUUAUGAAGUUAUGUCGUCGCUUUGUGACGAUUUCGACCCCGGCAGAAAAGAGUUUUACUUUGACCGAGAUCCUGAUGCCUUCAAGUGCAUCAUCGACGUCUACUACUUUGAUGAAAUCCAUAUCAAACGCGGGAUUUGCCCCAUCUGCUUCAUCAAGGAGAUGGAGUUCUGGAAAAUAGACCAAAGUGUUUUAGACGAAUGCUGUAAAAGUUACCUGAGUGAGAAAGAGGAGGAGUUGAAAGAGAUUGCAAACAAAGUGAAAGUGAUUUUGGAUGAUAUGGAGGUCGACCAGUGCAUUACGCGCACCCAGAGGUGCCAGAGGUUCCUGUGGAAGCUGAUGGAGAAGCCUGGUUCCUCCCUGCCGGCGCGCGUCAUUGCCAUCGCAUCGUUCCUCUCCAUCCUGGUCUCAGCCGUGGUGAUGUGCGUGGGGACCAUCCCGGAGCUUCAGGUGGCAGACGCCGAUGGGAAACUCGUGGAGCACCCGUUUUUAGAGGCGAUCGAGACCACCUGCAUGUUAUGGUUCACCACGGAGUACAUGCUGCGUCUCGCCUCCUCUCCAAACAAGCUGCACUUCGCGCUCUCCUUUAUGAACAUUAUAGACUUUAUGGCCAUCAUGCCUUUCUAUGUGGUCCUGAGCCUCACCUACCUCGGCACAUCCUCCAUGAUGGAGCUGGGUAACGUCCAACAGGCUGUGCAGGCGCUGCGCAUCAUGCGUAUCGCGCGUAUUUUCAAGCUGGCUCGCCACUCCUCCGGGCUGCAGACUCUGACCUACGCGCUCAAGAGAAGCCUCAAAGAGCUGGGCCUACUCCUCAUGUACAUGGGCGUGGGGAUCUUUGUGUUCUCGGCGCUGGCCUACACCAUGGAGCAAAGCCACCCCGAGACGCUUUUCAGGAGCAUCCCUCAGUCUUUCUGGUGGGCCAUCAUCACCAUGACUACAGUGGGCUACGGAGACAUCUACCCCAAAACCACGCUGGGCAAGUGCAACGCAGCAGUGAGUUUUCUGUGCGGGGUGAUCGCCAUCGCCUUACCCAUCCACCCCAUCAUAAAUAACUUUGUGGUCUUCUACAAUAAGCAGAAAGUGUUGGAGACUGCUGCGAAACACGAGGUGGAGCUGAUGGAGCUGAAAUCCGGCAGGGAGGCGCGCAGAAAAAGCAGUAGUUAA